AAGCCGGCAUGAAGUAUUCUAAAGCCGAGAUUACAGCAUCAGAAACAGUUGAUAAUUAGACGUAGAACGCAACGCAAGCAAAAAUAAAAAAAUGAUCUUUAAAUAUAUAAUGCUUGUUAUUGCGAUGCUGGUUUUGGCAGAGUGCAAACCGGCAAAACAAUAUCAAUUUAUACCGGCACGUUGUGUGGACCAUCCAGGAGCGGAGCAACAGAUUGGAGGACCUUUAAGCCUGUGCAGUUUUCCGCCCAAGUAUCAAACAGCUGACAAUGAGGAUAUACAAGCAGUUAUUAAUCAUAUAAAAGGCUUAAAUUUAAAUUAAUCGACUUUUUAUGUUAACUUGUUGUUUAGAGAACUUUACACUUUAUUUGCAUAAACGGCGCACGAUUAAAAGAAAUCAAAUAUAUAA
Molecule: messenger RNA, 406 nt
Organism: Drosophila innubila
Lineage: Eukaryota; Metazoa; Arthropoda; Insecta; Diptera; Drosophilidae
Exons: 2
Coding region: 92-319 (75 amino acids)
Source: RefSeq, a predicted model, not a curated record